CCCCUCCCCCGCCGAUUCUCCCCGGGAGCGGCCGUCUGUCGCCGGGCGCGUGAUGCCAGACGCAGCCAUGAAGAAGAAGGUUCUCCUGAUGGGCAAGAGUGGCUCCGGCAAAACCAGCAUGAGGUCCAUCAUCUUCGCCAACUACAUCGCCCGCGACACCCGCCGACUGGGCGCCACAAUCGAUGUGGAGCACUCACACGUCCGCUUCCUGGGCAAUCUGGUACUCAACCUCUGGGACUGCGGCGGCCAGGACACCUUCAUGGAGAACUACUUCACCAGCCAGAGGGACAACAUCUUCCGCAACGUCGAGGUCCUGAUUUACGUCUUCGACGUCGAGAGUCGGGAGCUCGAGAAGGACAUGCACUACUACCAGUCGUGCCUGGAGGCCAUCUUGCAGAACUCGCCCGAUGCCAAAGUCUUCUGCCUGGUCCACAAGAUGGACUUGGUCCAGGAGGAUCAGCGUGAGCUGAUUUUCAAGGAGAGGGAGGACGACUUGAAACGGCUCUCGCGCCCGCUGGAGUGCGCCUGCUUCCGGACUUCCAUCUGGGAUGAAACUCUCUACAAGGCGUGGUCCAGCAUAGUCUACCAGCUGAUCCCCAACGUUCAGCAACUGGAGACCAACCUGAGGAAUUUUGCGCAGAUCAUUGAAGCUGACGAGGUCCUUCUUUUCGAGCGGGCGACUUUCCUGGUGAUUUCCCACUAUCAGUGCAAAGAGCAGCGCGACAUCCAUCGAUUCGAGAAAAUCAGCAAUAUCAUCAAACAAUUCAAACUGAGCUGCAGCAAACUGGCCGCCUCCUUCCAGAGCAUGGAAGUGCGCAAUUCAAAUUUCGCCGCCUUCAUCGACAUCUUCACCUCCAACACCUACGUGAUGGUCAUCAUGUCCGACCCUUCCAUACCUUCCGCCGCCACCCUGAUCAACAUCCGCAAUGCUCGCAAGCACUUUGAGAAGCUGGAGAGGGUGGAUGGGCCCAAGCACAGCCUCCUCAUGCGCUGAGUGCCACCGCGCCAAGCAACCUCUGGGUCUAUAACUCUGGAAAUGGCAAUUAAAUUUGGAACAUUAUGAGAUAAUAAAUGCACAUCCUGUACGUCUAAUAAAUGCA
Molecule: messenger RNA, 1100 nt
Organism: Lacerta agilis (Sand lizard)
Lineage: Eukaryota; Metazoa; Chordata; Lepidosauria; Squamata; Lacertidae
Product: ras-related GTP-binding protein A-like
Exons: 1
Coding region: 53-994 (313 amino acids)
Biological process (GO): cellular response to amino acid stimulus; regulation of autophagy; cellular response to starvation
Cellular component (GO): lysosome; nucleus; Gtr1-Gtr2 GTPase complex
Molecular function (GO): GTP binding; GTPase activity
Source: RefSeq, a predicted model, not a curated record